UCAACUGACUCCCCUGAUUUCCAGAAAUACCCCCAAUUUUCCACUUAAUUACGAUCCGACCCGAUUAUUUCUGAUCUAUAAAACUGGCCUUUGAGAAUCGUUAGGUUUGCCAAACUAACGCCCCGAGGGGCCCCCUAGAGAGGGUACACGACAGCCUUCUUCUUCGCUUUCUCUCUCCUCUUCUUCUCUCUCUCUCCUCUGGUCUCCAAUGGUGACUUCAUCUUCUUCCUCGAAAACCAGAUCCAGCGGCCCGGUGAUCCGAUCACUCUCGCCGGGCGGCAGGUUCUGUAACUCCCCUUCUUUGUCGUCUUCUACAUCGGCUUUUGCUUCCUCCACUAGCUCAAGCUUUUACUCCUCUUCCUCCGCUUUCCGUCACGAUGACCAUCGUGAUUUCCGCAGCCAUCAUCAACCUCGAUCCACCUCUCCCAGCCGUGUUAACGUUUAUUCAUCUCCUUCACUUGCUCCUUCUGUCCGUUUCUUUAUCGAUAACCGUUCCAUUUCUCCGAAUCGAUCCGUUAUUGUUUCCAGGAAGAAUCGUCCGGUUUCUAAUGUUAAGAAGACCUGUAUGUGCUCUCCGACGACGCAUCCAGGCUCUUUCCGGUGCAGUCUCCAUAAGAAUGUUUCCAGUAGCGGAGGCCACGGGCAGUCGGUGUCGUUUCCUUCUACCAGGUUGAAUAUGCGGAGAUCGGCUAUGGCGAACUCGCUUGUUCGAAUCGGCGGAGUGGAAGGGGAAUGGAUGAAGAGAGCAUUGACGACUCUGAUUCGGCCUUCUUCGCACCAGCAGAGGAGGAGAGCGGCGUUCCAACCGAGAUCCAGUCGGCUCUCGGUCAUGUCCAAAGCCGACGAUGCGUGAAUUUCAGCAGAAGCGUUGGGAUUCCGUUUAUGCCGUCGUCGUACGUUACCGUCGGGUUGGUUGCGUUCGUCGUGAUUUUCGCCCCCCGUCGUUUCACGUGUUCCGUUUACUCCGUCGUGUUCUUUCCGGUGCCAGGUAUUUUUUUUAUUUUUUUAUCCGUAUUUAAUUUUGAAUUUUUAUUUGUUAUUGUUGUGAAAUAUUUAUUUGGUGCAGGACGUGCCGCUCGGUGAUAAUGUCGUCACGAUUCCUGCGCUGAGGUUCUUUGAGCUCAGAGAUGUUGGAAAGUCGAAACUUAUGAAACUUUGACCUUUGACUUUUGACCAGGUGAAGAUCGUUCGUUAAAAUGGCGAAUGGGCCCAGGCCCAUCGGACCUUAUUUUUACCAUGAAGAAACUUUACAAGUGAAAUUGAGACAGAUCUUAAUGAAGGAAAAUUAAAGAAAAAACAACUAUGGAGUGGUUUCUAAUCAGAUUCGGCUCCAAGAAAAAAGAGAGAACUUCUGGAUAAGGAAAUGUGAAUAAAUUUAACAGUUCAGAGUUGGCUGGAUUUACCAUACGUGAAAAUGAGGUGAAGAGGGAGUAUCCAAAAGGAAAAUAAUAAUUAAAAAUAAAUAAAUAGAUAAGGAAUGGGACCAUAUGUGCUGGAAAUGACUGAGAGGUGAGGCAGACAUAAGCCAGGAAUGGUAGCACAGUAAAUUUGGUUGGAGAGUAUUGAUUUUGGAAAAUAAGUGGGGCCCAUGACGGUGAGGCCGAGAUUCUUGUGACCCCAACGGCAGUGUCGACUUUAUGGUUCUGGGUUUUAACUUUAAAAAUUUUUAAAUUAAAUAUUAAAACUGGAUCGGCUUUU
This is a messenger RNA of Momordica charantia (bitter melon), 1698 nucleotides long. Its product is annotated as serine-rich protein-like protein. The record is from RefSeq and is a predicted model, not a curated record. NCBI's taxonomy places the organism in Eukaryota, Viridiplantae, Streptophyta, Magnoliopsida, Cucurbitales, Cucurbitaceae.